AUACUUUAUUCUUUGGUGCACACCAAUGUGCUUCUUUCAUGUGAAUUCAAAUAUUUUAUUUUAGAAAAAAUGGAUCCAGACUUACCAAACUUUGUGCAAGCCAAAUUUAAAUCGGACACAGGAGAGGAAAUUGGCAAUUCAUUAGAUUUGCCCUUGAACGUUACAAAAGAUCAACUACAACUUAUUUGCAAUGCACUUUUGCAAGAAGAUGACAAACAAUUUCUGUUUUUUGUAAAAGAUGUUGAAAUUUCUUCCUCACUAAAGGAAGCUUUAGACUUGAGUAAAUUAAACUCUGAAGAAGUUAUAGAAAUUAUAUAUCAACAACAAGCUGUCUUUAGAGUAAGACCAGUCACUAGAUGUACAAGUUCUAUCCCAGGCCAUGCUGAAGCAGUUAUAUCUACGAGUUUCAGUCCAUCGGGAAGAGAAUUAGCCAGUGGAUCAGGAGACACAACUGUUCGGUUUUGGGAUUUACAUACACAAACUCCCUUACAUGUAUGUAAAGGUCAUUCAAAUUGGGUAUUAUGUAUAAGUUGGGCACCAGAUGGUUCCAAACUAGCUUCAGCAUGCAAACAAGGAAGGAUAAUGAUUUGGGACCCUAAAACAGGAAACCAAAUAGGGAAAACCAUGAUCGGACACAAGCAGUGGGUGACAGCAUUAGCAUGGGAACCAUAUCACAUAAAUCCUGAAUGCAGAAAAUUAGCAAGUUCAUCAAAGGAUGGAGAUGUACGAAUAUGGGAUACGGUCACAGGACUCACUAUUUUAAGUUUGACGGGCCAUUCAAAAGCGGUCACUUCAGUUAAAUGGGGUGGCACUGGUUUGAUAUAUACAUCAUCUCAAGACAGAACUGUCAAGGUAUGGAGAGCUGAUGACGGAAUUCUUUGUAGGACACUAGAAGGACAUGCUCAUUGGGUCAACACUUUGGCUCUAAGCACAGACUAUGUACUUCGGACAGGACCUUUUCAUCCAGUUACAGACCAGAAUGGACUUAUCACAGAUAAAAUGGCCCUUCAGCAACGCGCUCGUGAGAGGUACGACGCAGUGUGUUCCCAAGGAAGUGAGCGCCUAAUUUCAGGUUCUGACGACUUCACUCUAUUCCUUUGGCUACCUGAAAAGGAGAAGAGACCUUUGGCACGCAUGACGGGGCACCAGCAGCUUGUAAAUGAUGUUAAAUUCUCCCCAGAUACAAGGAUAAUUGCAUCGGCGUCAUUCGAUAAAUCUGUUAAGUUAUGGGAAGGAGUUACUGGGAAAUUUAUUACCACUUUAAGAGGGCAUGUGCAAGCUGUUUAUAUGGUGGCUUGGUCCGCAGACUCUAGGCUGUUGCUCAGUUCAAGUGCUGAUUCUACAUUAAAAGUAUGGAGUAUGAAAACUAAAAAGUUGGAGUUGGAUUUGCCUGGCCAUGCUGAUGAGGUUUAUGCGGUAGAUUGGUCCCCAGAUGGCGCAUAUGUUGCAUCCGGAGGGAAAGAUAAAGUUUUGAAAUUGUGGCAACAUUAAGAAAUGGUAUAAAUAAGAUUAAUAAGAAAAUUAAAAUGUUACACAAUGUUUUGUUAAUAAAUACAAUAAUGUAUACU
Diatraea saccharalis (sugarcane borer) is the source of this 1568-nucleotide messenger RNA. Lineage: Eukaryota; Metazoa; Arthropoda; Insecta; Lepidoptera; Crambidae. The record is from the annotation of a GenBank genome assembly.